GGGAGGUUUGGUGCGGUUGCCGCGCCUGCGCUUGCAGAUCUGUGGUGCCGCCGCGGCAAGAGCAGCGCAGAGUGGAGUGACCGCUGGAGAUGCCUGAGGUUACUUUUUGAGGAGUGGCCAGCGGCGCAAUGGAGCGGGCCAGGGACCGCUUACACCUGAGACGGACCACAGAACAGCACGUACCAGAAGUGGAAGUCCAAGUCAAACGUAGAAGGACAGCUUCACUGAGCAACCAGGAGUGUCAGCUGUAUCUGAGGCGAUCUCAGCAGCAGCAACUCCCUGUGGUGGAUUUCCAAGCAGAAUUGAGACAGGCAUUCUUAGCUGAGACACCAAGGGGUGGUUAAAGCAGUAUUGCAAAACACUCAAGGAGCUGAUUC
This is a messenger RNA of Phacochoerus africanus (Common warthog), 377 nucleotides long. RefSeq names its product SNRPN upstream open reading frame (gene SNURF). The coding region runs from base 129 to 344 and encodes 71 amino acids. Gene Ontology annotation, cellular component: nuclear speck. The transcript is spliced from 3 exons. The record is from RefSeq and is a predicted model, not a curated record. Lineage: Eukaryota; Metazoa; Chordata; Mammalia; Artiodactyla; Suidae.